AUGGACUCUAUCUGUCCUUUCUCCAAGCCCUUCUCUGCCAAAAAGGUAACUGAGAAGACUGUUAAAGCAAAAAGCACUGUUCCAGCCUCGGAUGACACCUAUCCUGAAAUAGAAAAAUUCCUUCCCUUCAAUCCUUUAGAUUUUGAGAGUUUUGACCUGCUUGCAGAGCACCAGAUUGCACACCUCCCCUUGAAUGGAGUGCCUCUCAUGAUCCUUGAUGAGGAGAGGGAACUUGAAAAGCUGUUACACCUGGGCCCCCCUUCACCUCUGAAGAUGCCCUCUCAACCAUGGGAGUCUAAUCUGUGGCAGUCUCCAAGCGUUCUGUCGACCCUGGAUGUUGAAUUGCCACCUGUUUUGCUAGGACUUAGAUAUCUGAAUUUCUUAGCACCUAAUAGUUUGUACGUUUUGUAUUAA
Molecule: messenger RNA, 414 nt
Organism: Neofelis nebulosa (Clouded leopard)
Lineage: Eukaryota; Metazoa; Chordata; Mammalia; Carnivora; Felidae
Product: securin-like
Exons: 2
Coding region: 1-414 (137 amino acids)
Biological process (GO): chromosome organization
Cellular component (GO): nucleus; cytoplasm
Source: RefSeq, a predicted model, not a curated record